This is a messenger RNA of Miscanthus lutarioriparius, 1818 nucleotides long. The record is from the annotation of a GenBank genome assembly. NCBI's taxonomy places the organism in Eukaryota, Viridiplantae, Streptophyta, Magnoliopsida, Poales, Poaceae.
AUGGUGAUGAUGAGCCGAGUGCAUUAUUUCCUCACCGCCUGUGUGUCCCUGCUACCGCUCUCAGCAGCUGAAUCAGGUCAGACCAAGGAGCCAUACGUGGUGUACAUGGGGCGCGCAACAACGGGCGGCGGUGGCAGCAGCGACCCAGAGGCGGUGCGGGCCGCUCACCUGCAGUUGCUGUCGUCCGUCAUCCCCAGCGACGAGCAGCCGGAGAGGCUGUGGCUGCGGCACAGCUACCACCACGCGUUUGAGGGCUUUGCCACCCUGCUCACCCAGGAGGAGGCCACCACUCUCUCAGGGCACGAGAGGGUGGUGUCGGUGUUCCGGGAUCGAGUGCUGCAGCUGCACACUACGAGGUCGUGGGACUUCCUGGACGCGCAGUCUGGGCUCUGGCCCGACCGCCUCAGCCGCCGGGCGUCCGGCGAUGUCAUCAGCGGCGUCGUUGAUACUGGUGUCUGGCCGGAGUCGCCGAGCUUCAACGACGCUGGGAUGCCGGAGAGGAAGCUUAUAGGCGCCGGGUACUACGACCUCACCCAACAUGACGACAAUGAGUCUUCGGCGUCCACAGAGUCAAAAAACGCCUCUCGCACUGGGGCAGCGACAGGAGGCUCGCCACGGGACACCCAUGGGCACGGUACACACACAGCGUCGACGGCAGCCAGCGCAGCCGUGCCCCACGCGAGCUACCACGGUCUCGCCCGGGGCACGGCCAAGGGCGGGGCGCCGGCGAGCCGUGUGGCCGUGUGGCCUGCUCGAGCCACGGGUGCACAAGCUCCGCCAUACUCAAGGCCAUUGACGACGCCCACGCAGGGAGUAGCGAUCAACUUUUCGAACCAGUGCCUCAGCGGAGGUCGGUAUCCCGUCGUGUUUGGUCGCCAGGUCGCAGCCAGGCAUACGACCGUGUUCGACUCGAGCAACUGUUACCCAGGAUCGCUGGACGCGCGGAAGGUGGCCGGGAAGAUUGUAGUUUGCAUCGGCACGGACAGAUCUGUGCCGCGGCGGGUGAAGCCAAUCGCCGCCGAGCAGGCAGGCGCGAGGGGCCUGCCUGAUGUGAUGGCGCCUGGAGUUGACAUACUUGCAACUGUGAUCCCGUCCAUGGACAAGGACAAGCAGCAGCCCUCAGCGUUCGCAAUCCAAGUCUGGAACACUUCCAUGGACUGUCCACACGUUGCCGGCGCUGCCGCCUUCCUCAAAUCUGCCCACCCUGGCUGGAGCCCGUCCAUGAUCCGAUCAGCUCUCAUGACAACAGCGACGUCGAGGAACAACCUCGGGGAGCCUCUGGCGAGCAGCGCCGGCACCGUGGCUACAGGCCACGACAUGGGCGCCGGGGAGGUGAGCCCACUACGGGCACUCAGCCCGGGCCUGGUGUUCGACACCACCACAGACGACUACCUCGACGUCCUCUGCUACUACGGCUACGACGACAAGCGCGUCCGCAAGAUCUCCGGCGUCGCACGCUUCGCCUGCCCGGCCGACGCGCCCUCCGAAGACCUUGUUGCCGCGCGCGUCAACUACCCAUCCAUCUCGGUGCGACGGCUCCACGCCGGUAAGGUGGUCACCGUGGCGCGCACCGUUACAAACGUGGGGUCGUCCAAUGACACCACCUACAAGGCCACCGUGGAGACGCCGCUGGGCCUGACGGUGCAUGUGGUGCCGGAGCGUCUCGUGUUCUCACACAGGGGAGCCACUGCCAAGUUCGAGGUGACCUCCCAUGAUGGGAAUAAUGCCGCCGUGAACAAAGGAUACGCACACGGCGCCGUCACCUGGUCAGAUGGUGCGCACUCGGUUCGCCUACCUUUCGCUGUUCAUGCGGUAUGA